Molecule: messenger RNA, 2143 nt
Organism: Maniola jurtina (meadow brown)
Lineage: Eukaryota; Metazoa; Arthropoda; Insecta; Lepidoptera; Nymphalidae
Product: ionotropic receptor 75a-like
Exons: 15
Coding region: 50-2062 (670 amino acids)
Source: RefSeq, a predicted model, not a curated record
UCACUUAUUACCUCGUGAUACACGUUCACAGCGGUCGUUGGCAAUCAAAAUGCUAUUCAUUAGUCACAUAAUAACCAUCUCUUAUGUGACACCGUUGAUAUUGGGCCAUUGGAUUGAGUUUUCUGUCGAUUAUUUCAAAGGGAGACGUGUGACUUUUGUGUGUUUAUUGACAUGUGGGGAAGAGACAUGGUUUCACCAUAACUUUGCAAAAUAUGCAUCAACUCAGAAUAUAGCUGUAUCAAGUUUUGAUAUUGAUAAAAAGCUGCAAAAUAAUUCCGAGGAUCUCGAUUUAUGUUUGAAACAAACUGCAACGUCCACCGGGGUUUUGAUAAAUCCAAAGUGUCCUUAUUAUGAAGAAAUCAUGUAUCGCGCUUCUGAAAACGUUCUCUUCGAUUCCAAACACAAAUGGCUUAUAAAAGAAGAAAGAGAUAUUUUCAAAAACGACGUUCCUUUGGUAAAUGGAAUGGGUGAUUUUGAAGGGACUCUUUACAAUGAGACACAUAUUGUUAACGAGAACGAAAUGACAUCAAUAUCAGUUCUCAGUAAUCUAAACUUGAGCAUCGACGCUGAUAUCAUAUUGUCUGCGAAAAUAGAUGAUUCGUCGUUUAAACUGUACGAAGUGUAUAAUUUUGGUAAAGCACGCAACGGAAAAUUUGUCAUUAAAAGUAUAGGAGACUGGAAUGUAGAUAAAGGUCUGAACAUUCCAAAGGAAUUUAAAUACUACAGACGUUGGGAUUUUCAGGAGAUGUCUUUCAAAAUGGCGGUAGUAAUGACACCGAUUCCUUCAGUGUUUGAUCCACAGAUGAUCUUAAGUAUGACCCCCGAUUAUAGAGUAUCUACUGUAUCUCACACAAGCGCCAUAAUUCUACAUGAAAUCGCUGGGAUACAUAAUUUUAGAUACAAUUACACUAUUAUGGAUAUAUGGGUUGGUGAUUAUAUAAAGGAACACAAGGCAGUGACGAAUGCACUUUAUUUUCGAGAACAAGACAUUACGCCAAUUUUGCGCCUUCAUCCCGCACAAUUUGAUAGAUACGAUGUGAUCACACCACCUGUCACCUUUAUUGAAAGUCGAUUUUACUACCGCAUCCCCGCUCAAGGUGUGGGCAAUUUUGAGAAUCAGUUUCUACGUCCAUUUUCAUCAGCCACCUGGUGGUGUGUGAUCGGAAUUUGUGUGCUUUGCUGCAUCGUUUUGCUGCUGUCAGCGAUCGCGGAAAACCAGCCAAUCAACGUGUAUCAUUACUCCAUCUUGUCUGUUAUGGCGCUGAUUUGUCAACAAUUUUUUGAAGAGUUCGAAGAUUUACGAAGAACAUCAGCAGCCAAGAAAAUGACAAUCCUGGUGACGGGUAUAUCAUGCAUCUUGAUCUACAACUACUAUACCAGUAGCGUGGUGAGCUGGCUGCUGAACGGGCCUCCACCUUCCAUCAACUCUCUGUGGGAACUGCUUUCCAGUCCACUUCAGCCAAUACUCGAGGAUACUGGAUAUACUUAUUCAUGGCUACAGUUACCGGACUACUAUUUUAAUAACAAGAAGGCAGAUAGUGAAGAUGCUUUAAAAAUUAAACUAAAAAACAUGAUGAAGAAAGGAAAAACUAUAGUUGCGUCUAUGAACGAAGGCAUCGAAUUGGUUAGAAAAGGAGGAUAUGCAUACCACGCAGAGACGAAUGCGGCAAACGACAGAAUUUCUCGAACCUUCGACCAACAAGAGCUAUGUGAUCUGGACUCUUUACAUUCCAUAGAGAAAGUUUUGCUUUAUUCGAGUCUACAGAAGAAUAGUCCGUACCGGGAGUUUUUUAGCUGGAGCCUAGCUCGUCUUCUAGAAAGAGGUAUAUUUCACUGCACGCAUGAAAGGACCUGGUCCCACGAGGUCAAGUGUGCAGGAAGUUCCCCACGAGCCUUGGCUUUAGGUGGAGCUGCCCCGGCGUUCAUUGUGUUGGCUGCUGGGUUUAUCCUGGGAACUUUCAUUAUGCUGAUAGAAAGGUUUUGUUGGAAGCAUGGCUCCAAAAAUAGAAAACCUGUAAUUAAAACUGAGAAGAUGGAAGAAUGGCCCGUAAAUAAAAUCUAAGGAUACAAAGACAUUUUUUUAGGGUUUAAAAAUCUUUGCACAUGACAUUUUACACGCAGCUGCUAUUCGCCGCAGCGAAAA